This is a messenger RNA of Triticum aestivum (bread wheat), 933 nucleotides long. Its product is annotated as UDP-glycosyltransferase 89B2-like. The coding region runs from base 91 to 927 and encodes 278 amino acids. The record is from RefSeq and is a predicted model, not a curated record. The transcript has a single exon. NCBI's taxonomy places the organism in Eukaryota, Viridiplantae, Streptophyta, Magnoliopsida, Poales, Poaceae. Gene Ontology annotation, molecular function: UDP-glucosyltransferase activity.
UCGACUAAUCCAGUUCUCAGCAGCUCACCCCUCCCAAGCCCAAGGCACUGGCAGUAGCAAUCGUACUCGUCUCAACGAGUCAACGUGCGUAUGGGUACCUCCGAUCCAUCCGUGGAGAUGGCGGCGUCCAAGCCUUGCGUCCUCGUCGUGCCCUUCCCCGCGCAGGGCCACACGGUGGCGCUCCUCGACCUGGCGGCCCUGCUGGCCGCGCGCGGGCUCCGCCUCACCGUCGUCACCACACCCGCCAAUGCCUACCUGCUCUCGCCUCUCCUCGCCGCUCACCCCGACAUGGUCCGGCCCCUCACGCUCCCCUUCCCCUCCCACCCUUCUCUCCCCGCGGGCCUCGAGAGCUUCCAGGACUGCCCUCCCACCUACGCCGCCGUCUUCGUCCACGCUCUCGCCGCCCUCCACCACCCCAUCCUCGCGUGGGCCAAGUCGCACCCCGUCGCCGCCAUCCUGUCCGAUUUCUUCUGCGGGUGGACGCAGCCUCUCGCUGCCGAGCUUGGCGUCCCGAGGCUGGUCUUCACGCCUUCCGGCGUCCUCGGCACCGCCGUCCCGCAUUCGCUCUUCCGCCGACUCGUCAAGCAGCGACCGUCAGACGCCGACCACGUCGUUGCCUUCCCGGAUAUUCCUGGCGAGCCGGUGUAUCAGUGGAAGGAGCUCUCCAUCAUGUACAGGAUGUACGCCGAAGGCCUCGUGGAUGAAGAGUUCGGCGGGGCAGUGAGGCGGAACUAUCUCUGGAACCUCGAGAGCUGGGGAUUCGUGUCCAACACGUUCCGUGCCCUCGAGGGGAGGUACCUGGACACGCCGCUCGGUGACCUGGGGUCAAGGCGCGUGUGGGCGGUGGGACCGGUCGCGUCGGAGGCAGACGCCGCCGGCCAGCGCGGCGGGGAGGCGGCCGUCGCGGCCGGCGAUCUCAGCGCGUAGCUGGAC